UUGGAUCUCGAAUUAACUUUAUAAUAAUGGGAAAAAAAUAUUAUUGUGACUAUUGCGAUGCUUCGUUUCCUGACAGUAAAGAAGGUCGGAAAAAACAUAACCUUGGUCUCGUUCAUCAGAGAAUGAAAGAAGCACAUUUCAAACAGUUUACAGAUUCUAGAACAAAGCUCGCUCAAGAGCUGCAGAAAACACCUUGCAGAAGAUAUUUGCAAGGAUUCCCAUGUAAGUUUGGAGAUGAUUGCAGGUUCUCCCAUUUAUUACCACAUGAAAUAGAUCAUCUGAGAUAUGCAGCUGAAAUGGAGGAGACGGCCUGCAUUAAGUUUCCGAGUCAGUUGCUGAAAAAGGAUCAGCCACCAAUAGAGGAUUUUGUGAAGAAGGUUGAACAGUUGGUGAGGGAGAAAGAAAUGGCAUCUGAUAAAUCAAGUUUAUGGUCACCAUUUGAAAAUAGAGGAUAUAUGUAGCCGGAACGACUGUGAGUUUUCCUCCGUCUCCUGGAUACAUGCACUUGCCUUUAUAGCCUUUCUAUAUUUCCCAGCAGGAUCAACAGCCAAAUGUCAAUAUGCUGCUCCCAUAUGUAACUCUAAAUGUGCUGUACGCAAAGAUCAUUUUUCUUUCUAUUCGCUAUACUAAACUAGAUAUCUGCUUUGAUUGAUUUUUAUUCCCCCCAGUUUGAUGCAUUUCAUUUUGGAAUUUAAAAAAAAAAAAAAAAAAACAGGAGGGAGCUGUGCAAAUAGAAGCGCCGGGCGAGCCCAUUUUCAAAUCAUAAUUUGGAAAACCGGUUGUUUUGAUUGAUGCGACGAACGAUCACCGAGAGGAACAGGAGAGGAACGUGUUAAGGGGCUGGAAAGGGUUGGGUCAUAUUGUUGUGACAGCCAGCGCAGCCAACUCAUAAUGCAAACAUACGCAGCAGCUAGACGGUGCGAGAGAUGAACGGAAGUUGUUAGUAGUAGUAGAUGAUGACGCGAUCAAGUCGUCGGCUGUUGAUGACUGAUGAGUUUGAUGGAGAGGCCAGUCUCAGUUUACCGUUGCGUCUAUUGUGCGGUCGACUCGAUUGUUUGUUGGCACCGUAGAUUUUCUAACGAUUGUCAUCCGGUUAUGAUGAUUGAAUUUUAUUCACUUUCCCGUAGAAUAAGCGAUAGCAAUUGGGGGGGGGGGGAAGAUAGUGCGUGACAAUCAACUAGUCGGAGCAAUACUAACCUGGGAAUAUAAUAAGACGCCUUAUGGGCCAUACUAGAUACAGCCGGCCGUGUAUUAAUGACGCAAACGUCUCGACUCCAAUAAAAACACCCGUCUAGAGAUCCGUGGAUCCUUAAUUGAUAAGAGCCCAUCUUCUAAUAUUAUCGCAACAACAUCGUCGCAGUACAACAAUAACAACACGAAUUGGCCUUGUUAUUCCACUACUGCGCAACAAUUUCUCCCGAGAUCCUCAUUUGUAGAUAUAAAAAGAUUAACGGCGAUCCUUUUUGAAACGAAAAAACUUGUCCCCCCCCCCCCUUCGCCGAAAUAAUUAUAAGCCUGUUUGAAUGAAAAUUGGGAGGGGAAUAAUAUCUAAUGGAAGUCGACACAUCCAGGUCAUCAUCAUCAUUAACGUGUACAGAGCUAUACCAACAUAUUCUGUUGUCAUUGGGGGAGAGAGAGUUGUUGCCUGACGUCUGCUAGUGUGUAAAGGGAGGAUACAGUAGACUAGAGAGUCUCGAUUGCCUAUCGCGGAUGAGAGUUGAGGUGCAUGUCAUAAAACGAGGUGGCGGGAUCACAUAAACAAACGUUAUCCACACCCAUCCGGAUGCUGUUGUGCAUUGCCCAGGUCGAGCGUUGGGGGGGGGGGGGGGGGAGCUCAAUUGAUAUGCGUGUGAUACUUUCUCUCUCUCCCACUGCACAACUCGGUUGAUGAUGGUUAACUAAGCCACGGAUGAUCACAGCAGCCCAAUCCAGCAGGAAUCCAUCCAUUCUUCUUCUUCAUUCUGUCCAGCUGUGUCCCCAA
Daphnia pulicaria is the source of this 1981-nucleotide messenger RNA. RefSeq names its product zinc finger matrin-type protein 5-like. The transcript has 5 exons. The record is from RefSeq and is a predicted model, not a curated record. Gene Ontology annotation, molecular function: zinc ion binding. Lineage: Eukaryota; Metazoa; Arthropoda; Branchiopoda; Diplostraca; Daphniidae. Bases 27 to 461 code for a protein of 144 amino acids. Gene Ontology annotation, cellular component: U12-type spliceosomal complex.